Molecule: messenger RNA, 2028 nt
Organism: Saxophila tyrrhenica
Lineage: Eukaryota; Fungi; Ascomycota; Dothideomycetes; Mycosphaerellales; Extremaceae
Exons: 4
Coding region: 1-2028 (675 amino acids)
Source: RefSeq, a predicted model, not a curated record
AUGUCUCAUGCUAACAAGCCUGAUCUGAUUGUAGGCAUUGACUUAGGCCAGACGUGCACUGGCGUAGCAUACAACACCGUAGCACACGAAACAGACAACAUUCGCUGGAUUCAACGAUGGCCAGGCCGAAGUCAAGCGAACGAGAACAAAGUCCCGACAAUCUUGCUGUAUCCAAAAGGUCACGAUGAGCCGUCAGCCUGGGGCUUUAAAGCAGAGUCUCAAUCGCAGCAUGUCCAAGAUCACUCUGUAGUGCGUGAGUGGUUUAAGACUCUUCUUGACGACGAUUAUCUGUCUCGGGAAAGUGCGCGAUUUCCGGACGACCACUACACCCAUGGGAAUGUUCAGCAAUGGUUCCUCGACUAUUUCUGCUUUCUGUAUGACCACGUCAAGAUCAAGCUGGUCGGAGAAGUGCCUGGGAUGGCAUGGGAUCUGGCGAACAUUGAGUUCCUGUUCUCGGUGCCGACGACGUGGAGUCCUGCAACGGUUGAGCAAUUCAAGGUCAUCUUGAGACAGGCAGGUUUCGGUGGAGCAAACGUCAGGCACUCCAUUACCAUCAGCCUUACAGAGCCGGAGGCGUCUGCAGUCUAUACUUCAACCGCUGCACCUGGGAUCUUUAACGAGAACGAUAUCCUCGUGGUCUGUGACGCUGGGGGAGGUACCACUGACCUCUCAGCUCUGAAAGUGACUGAUUCCGCAGCGAGUGCACUAUCUUUAAAACAGCUCCGCGAAGUGGACGUGGUAACAGGCGACACCGUCGGCUCCGCUGCAAUCGACUACGAGUUUGAGGUGCUUGCUCGAGAUCGGCUGAAAGAUGCUAAAGGUCUGAUGGAACUGAACAUCGAUGCAGACAAUGCUGCCUGGGUCAUGUCGAAGAGCUCAGACUUCCAGAACACGAAGUGCGAGCAUGGAGCGCCGGAUGAGCCACCGACGUUCUCGGUUCCGGUACCUGGUCUACCUCUUGACUUUUCAGAUCCUUCGCUGCGGAUUGAGAAUCGCGAGAUGAUGUUCACGAAAGACGACCUCCAUGACCUCUUCGAUCAUCAAAUCGAGAAGCUGUUCCGACUCAUAGACACACAGUUGUACAGUCUCGCCAGCAAACUGCCAAACCAAAACGUCGCCCACCUCAUCCUGUCCGGCGGUCUCGGCCAGUCGGCAUACGUCCAGCAGAGACUAAGAGAGCAAUACGGCGAAGGCUCGUACAUCCCCAACGCUCACGGUAUGCAAGUCAGAGUGGCUCCGGAUCCUCAAUUGUCCGUUUGUAAGGGUCUUGUGGCAGACCGGCUUCGCAAGUUGAGAAGCGGCCAAAGCGUGCUGGGGUGGAGAUGUUGCCGAGCGUCUUACGGUCUCAUCUGCAAGGAGCUGUACAACAAAUCUAACCCCCGACACCUCGGAAGACGCACGGAGAAGGACCCGCGGGACGGUAAGCUGUACGUCCCAGAAUGUGUCUUCUGGUUCAUCGAGAAGGGUAUGCCUGUGUCUCUCGAUCGACCGGUGGUGCAUAGCUUUCGACGCAAAGUCGACCCUGCCGCUUCUUCGAGGGUGUUCACGACCAAGGUUGUGGUCUCAUAUCUGGAUCGAGAACAUCUCCCAAAUAAGCUCGAAUCCGGAGUAGAGAAGCUUUGCGAGGUCGAAUCAGAUCUAUCUCAAGUGGAUGAGAAGCGGUUCAAGGAGAAGAACAAGAAGUUCUGGAAGCCAGGUCGGCUUUACUACCAGGUGGCAUAUCAAGUACAGGUCAUCAUUGGGCCGGCCGAUCUGAUCUUCGAGCUUUGUCAGUUCCGCCACCACCUCCCGCUGAAAUGUGUAGCUGACGCAGUUGUCGCAGGGUUUGACGGCCAGAAGCUGAGCAAAGACAACCCUAUCAAAGUCGAAUGGGCGAACACAUCUGCAGCUCCGCCGUCAGAACUUCCGUCGCCAGCGUCUACUCUGAUGGGCGACGACGCCACGCUUGACACGCAGAGUAUAUCAUCGGCAACAACCGGAUCGAAGUACUCGCGAAUGUGGAGCAAUACGUCUCAUGAGCUGGAGUGA